GACCAUGUCCUCCAACUCUAACCAGCAUUUCUUGGUGACUGAUUUCCUCAAUCUCCGCUCUAGCGGUGGUUCGGCCAGAUCUGGCAGUGGUGAAUCAUUUGCAGCAAAGCUGGCCAAGAUGCACACCAUCCCCGCCCCGAUCCCCGAGGGGUACGACAAGCCCAUGUUCGGCUUUCCCGUCCCUACAUACUGCGGAGCGACGGAGCAGGACAAUACCUGGAAGGAGGACUGGGCAGAGUUCUACGCUGAAAACCGGUUACGCCAUGUGCUGAAAGAAGGUGAGAAGAUAAAUGGAAAAAGCAAAGAGUUGAGCGACGCGGUGGACAAGGUCGCAUCAAAGGUGGUGCCCAGACUUUUGGGGGAACAGACGAUAGGAAAGGUGACGCCGGUGUUGAUACAUGGGGAUUUGUGGAGUGGGAAUCAGGGACGGGGU
Neurospora tetrasperma FGSC 2508 is the source of this 433-nucleotide messenger RNA. RefSeq lists its product as uncharacterized. The record is from RefSeq and is a predicted model, not a curated record. The annotation marks the transcript as partial. Lineage: Eukaryota; Fungi; Ascomycota; Sordariomycetes; Sordariales; Sordariaceae. The transcript has a single exon.